UCUUUUUUUUUUUUUUUUUUCCUCCAAUUUUUCUUGUCAUGUCGUCAAAUGUCGUCAAAGGCCGCACUGUCCCAGCCGCAUGCGGCUGAGGCGGCCGAUGUGCUCAAGGCCUACAAGGUGUCCGAAAAGACCGGCCUCAGCGACAAGCAGGUUGAGGCCGCCCUCGAGGAGUUUGGCCUCAAUGAGCUGCCUGCUGAAGAAGGCACUCCGCUGUGGAAGCUCGUUCUCGAGCAGUUUGACGAUCUGCUCGUCCAGAUCUUGCUCGCUGCUGCCGUCAUUUCGUUUGUUUUGGCAAUUUUCGACAACGAGGAGGGUGUUUCGGCCUUUGUUGAGCCCCUGGUUAUCAUUCUGAUUCUCAUCGCCAACGCUGUCGUUGGUGUGUGGCAAGAGCGCAACGCUGAGGAUGCGAUCGAGGCACUGAAGGCUUACGAGCCAGAGAUUGCCAAGGUUGUCCGCAACGGCGAGCUCACCAACAUCAAGGCCAAGCAGAUUGUCCCCGGCGACAUUGUCGAGGUGGCAGUUGGUGACAAGAUUCCCGCUGAUCUCCGUGUCAUUCGUAUCAAGUCCACGACCAUUCGCGUUGAUCAGGCCAUUCUGACUGGCGAGUCCGUGUCCGUCAUCAAGCAGGUCGAGGCUUGCGGUGACGCCCGAUCUGUCAACCAAGACAAGCUCAGCAUCAUGUUUAGCGGCACUGCCGUUGCAUCGGGCUCUGCUGUUGGUGUGGUCGUUGGCACUGGCUUGAACACUGCGAUUGGCCGCAUCAGCAAGGCCAUGGCUGAGACUGAGGAGCAGCGCUCGCCGCUGCAAAAGAAGCUCGACGAGUUUGGCGAGCUCCUGUCCAAGGUCAUUGGUGUCAUUUGCAUUCUUGUCUGGCUGAUCAACAUUGGCCACUUUUCCGAUCCCGCUCACGGCGGCUCUUGGUUCAAGGGCGCCAUCUACUACUUUAAGAUUGCCGUCGCUCUGGCAGUUGCCGCCAUCCCCGAGGGUCUCCCUGCCGUCAUCACGACCUGCCUUGCGCUUGGCUCGCUUCGCAUGGCCAAGAAGAACGCCAUUGUCCGCAACCUCCCCUCCGUCGAGACGCUCGGCUGCACCUCUGUCAUUUGCUCGGACAAGACUGGCACCCUGACCACCAACCAAAUGUCCGUCUCCAAGAUGGUUGUCUUCCGCGCUGGCCGUGCUGCUGGCUCGACCGCUCCGAUGGAAUUUUCCGUGUCUGGCACGACCUUUGAGCCGAAGGGUGAGUUCACGCUUGGCAGCAAGCGUGUCAACCCGCUGGCCGAGGCUCCCAACGCUGUGCGUGAGCUCGCUGCUAUUGCCAGCCUUUGCAACGAGGCGCGCAUUUCCUACGACCAAGGCAGCAAGACGUACCAAAAGCUUGGCGAAGCCACCGAGGCUGCCCUGGCCGUCCUCUCGGAGAAGCUCGCCAUUGACGACGCACGCGCCACCUUGUCUGCCGCCGAUCUUGCCUCUUCUUCGCGCAAGGUGUUUGAAAGCACCUACGACAAGGCCUUCACCCUCGAGUUCUCGCGCGACCGCAAGUCCAUGUCCGUGUACUGCGUGCCCAAGGCUGGCAAGAAGAAUGUCAUGUUUGUCAAGGGCGCCCCCGAGGGCGUGAUUGAGCGAUGCUCGUUUGUCCGUCUCGCUGACGGCUCCAAGGUUCCCCUCGUGCCCGGCGACGAGACCCACGAGACCAUCCACAAGAUUCUGCUGUCGUACGGCACUGGCUCGGACACGCUCCGCUGCCUGGCCCUCGCCACGGUUGACGAGCCUCUGGCUGCCAACAAGUUUGAUUUCACCAACGCUGAAAAGUUCAAGACGUACGAGAGCAACAUGACGCUCGUCGGCAUUGUCGGCAUGCUCGAUCCGCCGCGCCCCGAGGUGCGCGACUCGAUCCAGAAGUGCCGCGAGGCUGGCAUUCGUGUCAUUGUCAUCACCGGCGACAACAAGAACACUGCCGAGGCCAUUUGCCGCCGCAUUGGCGUCUUUGGCGAGGAUGAGGAUUUGAAGGGCAAGUCGUACACUGGUCGCGAGUUUGACGACCUGUCCCCGGCCGAGCAAAAGAAGGCUGUCUUGCGUGCCUCGCUGUUUUCGCGCACCGAGCCGACCCACAAGUCGCGCCUGGUCGAGCUGCUCCAGGAGCACGGCGAGAUUUCGGCCAUGACUGGUGACGGUGUCAACGACGCCCCUGCCCUCAAGAAGGCCGAGAUUGGUGUUGCCAUGGGCUCUGGUACCGAGGUCGCCAAGAGCGCUUCCAAGAUGGUUUUGGCCGACGACAACUUUUCGACGAUUGUCUCUGCCGUCGAGGAAGGCCGCGCCAUUUACAACAACACGAAGCAAUUCAUCCGCUAUCUCAUCUCGUCCAACAUUGGCGAGGUCGUUUGCAUCUUUUUGACUGCCGCGCUGGGCAUGCCCGAGGCGCUCGUUCCCGUUCAGCUCUUGUGGGUCAACCUCGUCACCGACGGUCUGCCCGCGACCGCUCUGUCCUUCAACCCUGCCGACUCUGACAUUAUGAGGAAGCCCCCGCGCAAGGCCGACGAGAGCAUGAUUGACGGCUGGCUCUUCUUCCGCUACAUGGUUAUCGGCACCUAUGUUGGUGUUGCCACCGUGUUUGCCGCCGCCUGGUGGUUUUUGUUCUACCACGCUGGUCCCCAGCUGUCUUGGGAGCAGCUCACCGAUCACCUCGGCUGCGACGCCUCCGUCCCUGGCAACUACUGCCACGUCUUUGAGGAUCCCCACCCUGCCACCAUGGCCCUCUCCGUGCUUGUCACCAUCGAAAUGUUCAACGCGCUCAACUCGCUCAGCGAGAACCAGUCGCUCUUCUCGAUGCCUCCAUGGACCAAUCGCAUUCUCCUCGGUGCCAUUGCCAUGUCGAUGAUUUUGCACUUUGCCAUUCUGUACAUUCCCUUCAUGUCGGCUCUGUUCCACAUUUGCCCCCUCAACGGCGAAGAGUGGGUUGUGGUCAUUGCCAUUUCCUUCCCCGUUAUUAUUCUUGACGAAAUUCUCAAGUUUAUUUCUCGCAAGCGUGCUGAUUCCGCUCUGAGCAAGCGCACCUCCACCAAGGCUGUCGAUUCGCGCAAGAAGCGUAACUAAAGCGACAUGCUCUUCUAGUGUGGCCCUAUUCCUUUUGAGCCAAAAUCUGAAGCUUAUUUACAUUGAGAGUUUUUUUUUUCCAUGUUUUUUUGUUUUGGUUCUCUUUCGAUCCUUUUGUUUUUUUUUUUUUUUUUGUUUUCUUUGUGCACUAUUUUCUUUUUCGUUCGUUGUUUUUUUGUUGUUUCAUCAUCUUCCUCUUGCUUUGUUCUUAGCAUCACUUGUUCCAAAUGUAAAAUUCCCAACUCCGCUUCUGAACCG
Messenger RNA from Capsaspora owczarzaki ATCC 30864, 3348 nucleotides. Its product is annotated as sarco/endoplasmic reticulum calcium transporting ATPase. Bases 49 to 3090 code for a protein of 1013 amino acids. Gene Ontology annotation, cellular component: membrane. The transcript is spliced from 7 exons. Gene Ontology annotation, molecular function: ATP hydrolysis activity; ATP binding; P-type calcium transporter activity. The record is from RefSeq and is a predicted model, not a curated record. Gene Ontology annotation, biological process: intracellular calcium ion homeostasis; calcium ion transmembrane transport. Lineage: Eukaryota; Filasterea; Ministeriida; Capsasporidae.